AGUCUAUGAUCUAUGACGUUUCCAAUCCGACGGCGACGAUUGAGGCAUGUUCUCUUGGAAUUUGUUGAAUAGUUACUAAAUAAACUACCGGUAUUUGUUUGUGCUUAAUUUUCAUUAUUAUGACGACUACAUUUUCUUGUGUAUACGGUUUAUGAUAGUUUUCGUCUAAAGAUAUUCGUACGGAAGUCAGUAUUUUGGAACAUCACGUCAUGUCUGUCGUCUAUGCGGUUUGCGCAUUUUUUCUGUUGACGCCUGCGAGAGCGUUUUAUUUACCCGGUUUAGCUCCAGUAAAUUACUGUCGAGUCGGGGAAGACAAUGGGAAAUCAUGUAAGAAUGAAAUUCCUCUAUAUGUGAACAGAUUAAACACAGAGGAAUCUGUGAUCCCAUUUGAAUACCAUCAUUUUGAUUUCUGCCUCUCUGAUGAGACUCAAUCACCAGUUGAAAACCUGGGCCAAGUGGUCUUUGGUGAGAGAAUACGACCAAGUCCUUACAAAAUCAACUUCCUUGAUAAUGUUGGCUGUAGGGCUUUAUGUCAACGUACUUACAAGGCAUCAGACCCUGAGUCUAUCAAGAAAUUAAAUUUGUUAAAAAUGGGAAUGGCUCUUUAUUAUCAACAUCAUUGGAUAUUGGACAACAUGCCUGUGACAUGGUGUUAUUUGGUGAAUGAUGGAGGCAAAACAUACUGCAGUACUGGUUUUCCCAUGGGCUGUCAAAUUCGCAGGGAUAUGGACACAUGUGCUCCGAUUGUGAAUACAAAACCAUACAAAGUGGGCACAUAUUUCUUGUUCAAUCAUGUGGAUUUGGAGAUUACAUAUCACAGUGGUAGAGAGGAGGAAUGGGGAGUUGGAUUCGGGGAAAAUGGUGGCCGAAUCAUUUCUGCUAAGGUAAAACCAGCAAGCAUUGAUCAUCAAAAGGCGGGCAAAUUGGAUUGCAAUUUCCAAACCCCAUUGGAAAUUCCAAACACACUUAGUGGUGACGACAUUGUUGUAACAUACUCUUACAGUGUGACCUUCACUCCCAAUAAUUCCAUUAAAUGGUCGUCAAGAUGGGACUACAUCCUGGAAUCUAUGCCCCAAACCAAUAUACAAUGGUUCUCUAUAUUGAAUUCGCUUGUAAUUGUAUUGUUUCUCAGUGGAAUGGUAGCUAUGAUACUUUUACGAACACUUCACAAGGACAUAGCGAGAUAUAAUCAGAUGGAAUGCGGAGAAGAUGCUCAGGAGGAGUUUGGCUGGAAAUUGGUACACGGGGAUGUGUUCCGACCGCCGCGUCGCGGUAUGUUGCUUGCAGUGUUCCUUGGUUCAGGAUCUCAAGUGUUUGGCAUGACAUUGGUGACUCUAGCAUUUGCGUGCCUGGGCUUCCUCUCGCCCGCCAACCGCGGCGCUCUCAUGACGUGCGCGCUGGUGGCGUGGGUGCUGUUAGGAGCCGCCGCUGGCUACGUGAGCGCCAGGAUAUAUAAGAGCUUCGGUGGCAGGAGGUGGAAGAGUAACAUACUUCUUACGUCUAUGGUGUGCCCUGGCGUGGUGUUCUCUCUGUUCUUCAUCAUGAACUUGGUGCUGUGGGGGAAGGGCUCGUCGGCGGCGAUACCUUUCUCCACGCUGGUGGCGCUGCUCGCGCUCUGGUUCGGGGUAUCUGUGCCGCUCACCUUCAUCGGCGCUUACUUCGGAUUUAGAAAGAGGAUCUUGGAUCACCCAGUACGCACAAACCAGAUACCGCGCCAAAUACCCGAGCAGUCACUGUAUACGCAGCCCAUCCCUGGCAUAGUGAUGGGCGGCGUACUGCCCUUCGGAUGCAUCUUCAUACAACUGUUCUUCAUUCUCAAUUCCCUUUGGUCCAGUCAGAUGUACUAUAUGUUUGGUUUCCUGUUCCUCGUGUUUGUGAUUCUUGUGAUCACCUGCUCCGAGACAACGAUUCUGCUGUGCUACUUCCACCUGUGCGCCGAGGACUAUCACUGGUGGUGGCGGGCGUUCCUCAGCUCCGGCUCCACAGCCGGCUACCUUUUCAUUUACUGCUGUCACUACUUCGUCACUAAACUAAACAUCGAGGACGCGGCCUCCACUUUCCUCUAUUUCGGAUACACUUUCAUAAUGGUAUUCCUAUUCUUCUUACUAACCGGCACUAUUGGAUUCAUGGCGUGCUUCUGGUUCGUAAGGAAGAUUUACAGCGUUGUGAAAGUCGAUUAAAUUCAGUGUGGUACUAAAUGUAAGAUACAAAAGUAUUGGUACAGCGGUGAUGCGUGGCGGUGAUGAAAGUUUUGCUUCAUCAUUUAUUUUAAAUUUAUUGCUCACGUUGAUCGCACUGAUAUCAUCGUUAGUCAUGGUAAUGAUCAAUCGAAACUUUCAUCUAUGAUGUUAGGUCCAUAUUUGCGUCAACACCGCAUUUCCUAAAUAAUGGAACGUCAUACAUUAUGUAUUAGACAUGUAUUUAUACCGUUUUAUACAUGUUGAGAUACAUGUAUAAAACUUAUUAAUGUUUGUGUGGAUAUCAUGACAAUCGUUUCCAAAAAAUACAUAUCGCAAAUACGAUAUGUACGAUAUUUUGGCGGAAUCUGGGAGUCAAGUGAUAGUAUGUCUAAUGUGAUGGUUAAUUUAACAUGUGUAAAUGUAUUUGCAUUUGGAGUGAUAAAUUUACCAUUACAUGUCAUAUAAACUUCGUGAGUUGGAAUUUUACUCUGUUUACCAGAUCUUUAUGUUUGUGCACAUUCUACAAAAUUGAAGACGACCAUUCAUCCGCGUUAAAUAAUUUCUUUUGUAAUGUCAAGAAUAUAGUGAAUAGUGGGGUCGAUUCUCGUAAAAACAAACCACUCAUUACGAGUAGCGUAGUCCUAUGCAAAUUUUAUAUUAAUAUACUUGUCAAUCAACAAACAAAAUGUUCCUGGAAAUGGAAUCAGGUAGGUGUCCUUGUGUUGUGUUAAGUUUAUUAACUAUUAAUAAAUUAUGCAAAAUAUUGUAAAUUAGAUAUUAUACAUAAUUAAAUAUUAUAAAAUAUUUAAUACGAAAACGAUUUGAUGACAUUACGUUUGAAAGACUUUAGAAUCAGCAUCAUUCAAGAAUUAGAAUAAGAACGUAUAAACGAUUGUAACGCUACGAUGCCAUUGGGGUUUAUUACGGGAAUUGAGCUCUAUAUUUAACGUCUAAUCAUAUUUAAUGUCAUCAACAAUCACAUUAGGUGUUAGAAAGGUAACACUUGUAUAUUAUGCGUUAAUCAAUAUCGUAAAUAUGGCCCGAGCAUUAUAUACAAGUUUGCGAUGUACGUUUAUAUCCGUAAAGGAUUCGAAUUUAUGGUAGCUACAAGGAGCUAGUUGCAAUAGGGAUGCGAGAGCUAUCAUAAUCACUAGAGACUGCUGUACGCGAUGUGAUUUUAUGUAAAAAAAAAAAUGAAAGUUUAUAUCGAAAUUAAAUCGAUAAGUCACGUAAAAUUUUUUAGUUGUCAAUUUGUUUUCAUAUUGUUAGUUGUUAGAUGUAAAUAAGUUUAUGUAAAAGAGAAAUCUUAAUCGAAUUAUUUAUUGUUUGUCCUCGAUUCGUCUGCACAAUCGAUAUCUGUAGUAAUGAUAAGACGAUAGAUCCAUAGACAGAGUAUUAACAUCAAAAGGCCGUACUUAAAACGUCAAUUUGAUAAAAAUGAAAUUUAAAUUAUAAUAAUUUUUUUAAUAUUAUUUCGGAAUACAUAAGGAUCCUAAAGAGACUGACCACUUUGUAAUUGGAAUAGUGUAACAAAUUUUAGCAUAACAUAACAAGAUGUUUAUAAGUUGUUGAUGUGUUCUGAUAUCAGACUCCAUUAGUUCAUCUUCAGAAGUGAAAUAUGUAAUCAGAAUAUUUUAAUUACAAAUUAACAGACGCCACUGAUUUAAGAAACUCAAUGCCAUCAUUAUAUCAGCUAUUAACUGUCCACUACUGGACAUGGCCUCUCCCUAUAGAUUGCCAUAAAAAACGGUCCCCAUCCACCUGCAUUCAUUGACGCCCUGCAAUGUAUUUGAGGUCGUCGCUCCAUCUAGUAGGGGGUCGUCCUACACUAUGUAUGCUUGUACGGGAUCGCCACUCAACCUUCCCCAUCGGUUGAAGGUUCUUCGAGCUAUGUGACUAAUUGAUUGCCACUUCAGCUUGUUUAUCCUUCGGCUUAAUGGUAGACAAUUAUGAGGCAUAUAGAUUAUAUGCUUGAAGUACAAGCAUGUCAAAUGUUACAUUCAAUGGUAACAAUAACAACAUGUCUCUGACUACCCGAUUGGGAUUAUAGUCGUGAAAUCAUAUUUAUAUUUAAGUAUUAUUCAGAUAUCACAAGAUCUACCGAGCCAUACAACUUAAGUCUUUAAACUUAACCACACAUUGACUGAACUGUAAAAUCAAUAAAUUUAUAGAGUACCUACAUCAAAAGUAUAUAUAUAUAUAUAUAUAUAUAUAUUAGCUUCGGGGGUUGCCAUGAUAAAAUUAUAAAGUACUUGUAAUUUUUUUUUAAAUACCACGAAUUUUAUUUCACUUUUUUUUGUGAAAAGAACAUCUAUUAUGGUACAUUAUUCACUAAGGGAAAGUAAGAGACUAUCACUUUAGUUAUGAAUCGUGCUUUAUCCCAAAUGAUAGUGAUUUCAUACUACACGUGAAAGGAUUUUAUAAAAAAGUUAUUUAUAUUUUUAUAUUAAACCAUUAAUCAUAUAGAAUAUUGCAGAACUGUAUUAACAGUCAUAUCAUAAUGUAAUUAUUUCCUUUAUAUAUAUGUCUAUGGCAGCCCCUUAAUUCUAAACAUUUUGUAAGUAUCUAUAUCCCAGUAAAAAAAUAUUGGCUGUCUAUAGGAUCCCAAUCAUAUUUUAUAUCGAUAACACGUAUUAGGGACUAGGUCUAUCCAAUUUAUUAUUUAAGUAUAUUAAUUUAAGUGUGUGCAUAUUAUGAGAUUUAAUUUUAAAAUAAUAUUAUGUUAAAAAUUAUGCUUAACUGGAACAGUUGAUUGUAAACAAUAAAUUGACUAUUUUAUAAUAGUAUUUUAUUUUAUUAACAGAUUUGCAAUAAGUAAUGACACUGUAAUAAAUUUAUAAAUAAAUAAUAAUGGCGCAUUCA
Galleria mellonella (greater wax moth) is the source of this 5042-nucleotide messenger RNA. RefSeq names its product transmembrane 9 superfamily member 2 (gene TM9SF2). Bases 210 to 2180 code for a protein of 656 amino acids. Gene Ontology annotation, cellular component: membrane. The record is from RefSeq and is a predicted model, not a curated record. Lineage: Eukaryota; Metazoa; Arthropoda; Insecta; Lepidoptera; Pyralidae. The transcript is spliced from 9 exons. Gene Ontology annotation, biological process: protein localization to membrane.